CGUAAACUCAAAGCUGUUUGUAAUGCGCGCAGUUAAAUGCAACAAUGAUACUACAUGAAAACUGUCAAUUUCAGAUCGCCUAAGGGUUGAAUCUAAUUGAUGUAAUUUCAAGAAAUGCUUUUCGCAUAAAAAUCAGCGUCUACACGCAAACUCGCAGCAUUGGUGAGUAUUGUUUGAUAUCUUUUGUGGUAUUUGUAGAGAAACAUUCUUUAUUCUAUUUAAUCCACGAAAUCAAUAUCACAAUAACAUGGAACAUUUUGUAAAUGCAAGUCAGAGUUUAUGCUAGGUUUUAAGUCAGUCGUCAUAAGGUAGAUGUGCCGUUUGAAAUUGCUUUUACUGGGUUUUUUCUAAGCCUUUUUCACUUCAGUGUACCUAAUUAUGUAGUUAGGGUAGAGCUCUACUGUCGCAUUGGAUUAGGAUAACGUGACUAAACAACUCUUCGGGAAUAGUGUCGUUAAGCUUCUUUACUUAAAUGUUUAUCCAAAUAAAGCUAGACUAUCCUCGUAGCAGUUUGCAUUUUGUGCAGUGUAUUCGAAUUCACCUUACGUGAUUAAUAUUUUAAAACAAUUCAAAAGGCUUUUAAAAGAAAGCCACUCGUGCCGUGUUGUUGUUAUGCUUGGGAAGACCAGUCUCUAUGAAGUAAUCUAUUCUUGAGUAUUCGACAGAUCUUCUCCUAUAGAAUCUAAGUUAUUCUUCUACGAUUUCUCAUCCAAGAGAGAGCUCUUGUUUUUAGCUCAUGGAAAUAACAUUUUGCUCUCGAAACAAGAAUUAAAGUAAAGCUUUAGGCGAUAUUAUUCCUAACUCGAGCUGCAAUGGAAAAGGUUGUGUUUGCUGAGAAUUUAGUCCACAUAAAUAAUGCACAUUUUAAAGCGGAUGUGACUGAACGGUUAUUUGGUGAACCAGUUACGAAUAAGAAUAGGAAGUAGCUGACAAAAAAGGAUUCCCUUGUGGCAAACAGCCUUCCAUUGUCUCUUUCUGCCAGAUACCUUGAGUCUAUCAUUAACUUUUGUAAAGAAUUCCACAGGGUUCCUAAUCCCACCUGCCAAAAGAAAUGUUCAGUUUUUGUCAUAUAAUAUCGGUUUGAAAUGAUGAAAUAUAAUUUUCUCUACCUUAACGACAGGUUGCAUUUAAUGUGUUUUUGGAAAAGGUUGGUUAAAAUUAGGUAAUGGUACUGCUUUAAGAAAUACACUUCUGUGCUUGUCUGGUGUAUUUUACUAAGAUAAUUGCAAAAAUAACGUAAUUUGUUUGGUAAAAUUCUAGAAUCAUUCUUCAAAUAACAAACAUCAUCUUUUUUGCUGCUACUCUACCGGUUUUCGGAAAUCACCAUGCAUUACAGUCCGUGCAGCUCUGGUUGAUUGGAAAUCUUUUAGGAAGUGUCGCCAACAAAGAAAAAAAAUUUUAGCCAAUUGAGGACCACUGCUGGUCGCAUACAUGUUAAAAUGGGAAAACAAUGUUUAAUUUCCAAAAGCCCUUUCUGUAGAGAGGUUGGGUAAUAGCAUUAUAAAAGUAUCAAACGAUCUUGCAUCUUGAAAACAGUUAUAAUUCAAACAACACAUGGCGCUCUCAUUUGCCAUUUCCAACUUGAGAUUGCGAAUUUGCUUAUGAUUUGAGUGUUUACGGCGGAUUUUUAGGAGGUAACAUUUGUUUUGCCGCACUAGGCCCUCCUAACUGCCAUAAUGUCUGCGGUUAAGGCCUUACAUGUUUACAAGCACUGAUAACUCAAUUUUCUGGUACGAUUUUAAUUUUUGUUGUUUAUAAAAUGAGGUUAUUUUAAGAUUUCGUUGAUGUAAGAAAUGUCUGGAAAGAACUUAGUAGAUACAAGGCUUGAAUUAUCUAAUGAAAGUUCGAAAGCCGAAGAUGGUUUAAAUCUUUAAAAAAAGCUUCAUGUCCAAGGCAAACUGCCGAAUUUUAUCAGUCUUGUAUGAGUAGAACGGAUUGUAAAGCAGUCAAAUAAUGUAAUUCCCCUGUAACUUGGAUCUUGUAUUGUUUUUCGAUCACACUGCCAGAAACCCUUUUGUUUACUCAGAUUUGUUAGGAAGAUCAGGUUUAUUGAGAUACCUAUACUGUAAAUAAAGACCCAACUAGCUUAAUAAAUAAUACCAUAUGGCAUAGGAAUAUAAGGGUGUUCUACCCAAACCUCUCUGAGCGGCAGGCCAAAGAAAAGCAAAAUAAUGUUUAAGCUGCGAGAACCGAUUUGUAUUUUGACUGUUUCACGUGUUUGCGUGCUGGAGCCUACUUUACAAACCACUAAAGAUAUCAUAGUUGUAACUGCACUUUCCAAUUGCCUUGUAGAAUCGAUUUGAAUUUUAUUUAUCGAUUUCGAGUCAUUUUCUUUUGAGGAAUAAAAGCAACUUCGUCUAAGAUGUAGUUUAACGUCAUUUGUGUUUUCUGGCAAAAACCCGUUUCUUUAACUACAAAAGACGAUUGGGUAAAACUGCCUCGACAAUUGCUUGAAAACAAUUCCGGAUGCCUAGAAGACUCGGUAUUAAAUCUACUGUGUUGAAAAAGCAGAUAUCCGUUGAUCCCAACGAAUACGAAUGAAUUGAUUUGCAAUCUUAUUUAAUAUAAUAGAGAAAUGAUGACAAUGUUAAGAAAGAAAACACUUCCAAGAUGUGUUUCUUAGACCAUUAACAUUUUACGGAAACCUCUGCGAAUCAAGACUCGACACGCUAAGCUGGUGAAAAUUUAAAGCCUUUAGUUUAACCACCAAAUUCAUUACAUUGAAAAAUUCAUCAAGUCGUGGUAAGUUUAAUUUUUCAGAUUUGCAACCACAGCAAAGAAACCCAAAUGCAAACUUGAACUCAAAUAUUGUAUUUUGUCAAUAUAUUCGUUUCACAAAACAGCUUAGCUUUAAUCUGAAAAGACAAAUCUCGUAAAAGAUUCUUACUUAGAUUGGCUUUUUACCAGCAAAGCGAUGUUUUAAAAGAUCUUCGAUCUGCGAGGAAAUGAGUUUAAAACUGUAUUGGUUCGCUUGCUAUUUACUAUACUGAUUGAGGUAAAUCGCUUAGCGCCUUAGGCGUUCGAAACAAUGGUUGUGGUGGUGGAAGACACGAUUUUCUAUCUUCUCUUACGGUGAAUAGGAAUUACAUCUCAAUGAUACAUUACAGAUAUCGUAGUUAUACGCAGUUGGUAAAACGGCCCGUAUUUUGUCGUCGUUCCCUACCGUCUAAGUUCGUCAAGGUUUACUGAAAACAGAAAAUAUGACUCAGGAGGAUAUUUGCAUAAUGUGGCAAACAGAAAAGGAGCCAAAACUAUCUCGCUGUCGGUCAGACUGUGGUGUCUUUCAAAACAUUUGAAUCAUAUGGCUGUGAAUGCUAGUUUUCGACUAAACAGUAUAAAAAUUCUGUCCAGUGAGCAUUUGGGCAAUGUCUUUUGUUGACAUUCGAGCUUUAAGAAACCUGGUUACCAAGAAGUAUACCGCGAUAUUUUUUUUUGCAGUCUCUUGGUGGAAUUGCUGUGAUGAUCCGCUGUGUGUGAUGACAAUUUUCUUUAACGUUUUGUUAUCAAAGCAGGAUUAAUUUGCAUUUAAGGGUUAUCAACAAUUUUGCCAAUUAUGCAUGGAUGCUUUUCGCGGUCAUCGUGUAAAUAAAUCGCCAAUUGAUUUGCGUAAGAAAAAUAAGGUUUUUCUACCGUUUUUCCCUCUAUUCUUUCUUAAAACAUCCCCGUGUUAUUUCUUUAUGUUAACAGGUCUUUGAAGUCAGGACUUAACAUCGACAAACAUGAGGUUUCCGUCGACAAUAUUAUUCUGGAUGACUUUAGGAAACGCUAUUUGGAGAUUGGCUGAAGCAGAAGAAGAAAAGUAAGAUAUUAUUUCAUUCCGUUAAACUUUUUACACGAGCCCUUACGAAAAGUUAUUUUCAAACAGUAUUAUGUGUAAGAAAAUGUUCUGUGUUCCCUGCUGGUAUAUGAUAAGAAAAUAACCGACUUAUUCGGCCAUACGUACUUCGCCAUUGGGGAUAAGAAGGAAAACAUAGAGUUAUGAUAUUUCCUCAUAUCUGAUCUGUAAGGAGUACAUUGAUUAGCUCUAUUGUAAGUAAUCAUAACCAGUUCCUCUUUUUGCCGACCUCUGCCACAGUUUGCCUUCUCAAGUGCGAUGAUCUGUUCUUCGUAAAUAAUAUAUGUUUGAACGGCAUGCAGUAUUGAUCUUUUUCAAGGUGAUAUUGUUGUACAGAAAGCCACUAAUAUUAACCAUAGCAAGUGAACAGCGAUGCAAAAAAAAAAAAUUUUCUGAGCUCCGCCAGUAAAGGGGAAGACAAAUAAAAGUUUUAAUGAAGAUGAGUUCAAGCGGCUCGGAAAAAAUACCCUUAUUUUCCUCUCUCAUAUCGCAACAGGGAAUCCAGGCCAUACUUUAAAUAAACGAGUUGCACUUAACAGGAAAGGAAGUGCAGACGUUUUUAGACGCCGAUGGCGAUCAAAGUCCUCUUACAGCAAUAAUACGGGAAGUUCCUGUUUUUUGCAUUUAAAACGAAAUAGCACAAACAAAAGAUACCUGAAAUGUCCCUGAAAAAGAAAAUUUGAACUUCCUGUUACCCUCCUCCUCUCAAAAACAUCGUCACAGAAAUUCAGUUUCACAAUAUCCUGCCCACCUACGACUUCAGCUCGAUGGCAAUUCAAAUAAAAACGACCGAUGCACUAAUUAGAUGCACCUGAUGUCGUCAAAAGAUCAUUGUCGUGUGCUUACAUAUGCUGCCAUUAAAACAAGAUGAAAUAGAAUAAGUUAAAAUCAUAUAAAUGAAAUAGUAUAACAAAAUCAGUUAAAAAAAAUGGAUUUGGCAUUACCCUUAAAACUCAUUUAGAUCCAAGAACAUUUUAUCUCUGCCCUUAACUCUACUCUGUGCUGUGAUUUAAAUUUCAAAGAUGUUGUAAAAUUUACCAUCUGAAUGAGCAAAUUAAUAAUUUGAUAGAUAAAUAGAUAGAUCCUUGAAUGAUUAAGGGAAAAGUUUUUGAGGAGCCUUUAUUCUUUGUCAAGGGCUCUUAUGAGAAAUAAAUGAAUUAAAUGAUUUUCUGACCUGUUGAUGCAACCACAGGCGUCCCUAGCUCACGCUGGUAAUGCUACCAAAUGAGGCAUUAAUCCUCAAAGGUAAACUUCAUUUGACGGAAUUACCGAAGAGAAAACGAAGCUUGAAAAAACUGUGGCCUCGAUGGAACACCAAUAACGUUUACCUUGUCAUCAUUAUGUGUCUAGGUGUUCGAAACACAUCUAAGCAUGAAUUUACUUCAGACUUCGCUUUAUGUAAUUUCGUGAUUGCAUUGCCCCUGAGAGGAAAACUUUUUAAUUCAUUUUUUUUACAUUUACAUACUGAAAGUGACCUUGAGGAGCAACACAGGUUUAUGAUUUUUUCGCGUUUUCCAUGAUAGGUCCCUUAAAUAUUAUGAAAAGUCGAUGGAAGAGGCCUUACAGCUUGCCAACAAGAUAAAUGCUGCUUUAGCUGUGCAUGACAAGAAGGUUCGACCAAACGCUGGAGGUGAGAUGAUAAAUCAGGAGACAUGUUAAUCUUUAAACGAAAAUCACUGAUCAAAUAGAUAAGAAAAAAAAAAUCCUUCAAACUAGACUAGAAGUCGGGAUGCUUCCAUAAGCUGUAGUGAUUUUUUCCUCCAAUCCCGAUAAGGUAAUGGAUGGGCUUAUUGAUUCAGAUGAAUAACUCUUAAAUUGUAAGACAUAGUAACAGAUGUUUCUCCAUUAUACUCUACUGCACACUAAGACUUUCACUGAGCCACAUGGACUAAUUCUCUCUCUCAGGUCCUCCUGUAAUGGUUGAUGUAGAAUUCAAGAUCAUUUCGAUUGGUGAGAUUAAAGAGGCUAGCAUGGUAAGAAAUAAAUCUACUAUAGGAUAGAAAGGUUUUUGAUAUCAAAAGAGUGAAUUAAGAAUUUAGAAUAUGUAAAUUGACGAAUAAAUUAUUUUAUCCCCUCUGAAAGGAAUACACAAUGGAUAUCUUCUUUCGUCAAUGGUGGGUUGAUCCAAGGCUGGCGCACAAUUUCAGCACUCCAUUCAACAUGGCAGGGGACGCUACCAAGUUGAUUUGGACACCAGAUACAUUUUUUUGGAACGUAAAAGCUGCCAAAUACCACAAAGUAACACGGGAGAACAUGAGAAUCAAAAUCCACGGCGAUGGAAAAGUGUAUUUCAGUACUAGGUAAGACUAAGUUCCGGGCUCAAACAAGUUUCCCAAGAAGGUUAUUGGUUUUUUUUUUUAUUUCAAUGCUAAAGCUGUUUUUCCUUGUUUUGAAUACAGGAUUACCUUUACGGCUCAGUGUGACAUGAAUCUUCGCUUGUAUCCAAUGGAUAUUCAAGUUUGUCCAUUGACCAUUGAAAGCUGUGAGUAGGAUGUUUCAAUCUCUAAAGACCAGGAUGACUUCAUCAGUUGCUUUUAAUGAAUUUUGAUACUCUUAAGAGAAGUGACUACAAUUAAGAACCCGAUUGUUGAAUAGAUUUUGAUACACCAAUUGUUACUCACCUUUUACUAUUCAUCACUAGAUGCACAUACCACAGCUGAUGUUGAUUAUCGAUGGAAAGGAGGAAAGUCACAGGGUGUUGAAAUCGUCUCUAAAGAAAUGGCCCAGUUUGAGUUUGUUGGUGCGAAAACCUCAACCAAAGCAAACACCAAUAGUAAAGGUGAGAUAGGAAAAGCUAAAUAUUUUGCGAAAUAUCGUUGAACCAUGAAAAUAAUCCACAUGAAAAUUAACAUUCUUGUCUUUACGAUGAAACUGAGUAUUUUGAUUUUAGCAGUGAUAUUUUUUGUUCAAAGACCGGAGGCAAAUCCGAUGUAUUAGAUUCCUUUCCUCUUCAAACUUGAAAUGCAUUUAAAAAAUUUUGAGACUACUCCAUAGAAAAAUAAAAGAGGAGAGUUAUUGAUUCAUUGAAAACUGUGCUAUCCUUUGUUUUAAGGUUCUUUUGCCAGCCUGCGGGCAUUUUUCACAUUCAAGCGUCGCGUGUCGUACUUCAUCACAGCGACCUACAUGCCUGCUAUGGUCCUUGUGAUCCUCAGCUGGUGUUGCUUCUGGAUCACCCGCGCUGCUGUACCAGCCCGAGUCACCCUCUCCAUAACAACAAUUUUAACCACCAUACUACUCUACGGUUCGGUCAAUUCUAAUAUGCCUAAGGUAGUUAUUCAGUUAUCAGACAAGUGAAUGAAUUUGCAUCUUCAGCCUAAUGAAUGUCGAGGGCUGUGUUAAGCUGUGCAAUUGUAUUUUAAAUACUAUCGAAUUCAGUAUCUUUUUGAAAGUCCUCUUGUUGGAAUCAGAAAUAGUUUUUGUUGUUAACAAGGAAGGGUGUGGUUUGGAUGGUAAUCUUGGAUCUGAUUUAUGAAGGUUAGGCUUGUCGCUGUCUCACCAUAGCUCGGAUUCUUUUUCUUCUUUUUCUGGAUUAUUCCGUUUUUCUUUCCCAAAAAUAAUUCAAAGUGUCAAAUUCUAGUUCAACCUUGCUUCAAACAAGCGUUAAAAGCUUUUCAGCUCUUAAGCUCUUCAGUGAGUGAAAAAGCUACUUUAUUUUGUGCUUGACAGAAAAAUAAAAAACUCUGAUGCAUACUUCGAUAAUUUGUUCCAAAUUUUAUUCCAAUUUUUUAACAGGUGAGCUACAGUAAAGCCAUUGACUACUUCCUCAUGACAUCAUUGGGAUUUAUCUUUAUGUCACUUCUGGAGUUCAUUCUCGUCCUCAACACGGAUCCACGCUUCUGGACUCAAAGGCAAAGAGAGCAAAAGGCUGAAAAAUUGAAGUCACUUUACAAAGUAAUGACUUAAGACAGCUUGUCAAUACUGCAUUCUGUAAGACAUUGUUAAGUGCUCGGAGGCCAUCCAUAAGGCCGCCUUAUUUGCACCUACUUUAGAGACAUACGCUUUAGAGAAAUUUGCUCUUUUUUCUUAACCCUUUCACCUGUCAGCUGGAAACGAACGGCGUGAAGAAGUUUGAAAGAUGAACAAAAGGGUAAUUGUAAUGCUAUACGAAUCAUUAAAAACGUUAAGUGGAAACUGGAAAUAACUGUUCGGAAGUCAUGGUGACGAGCACUGUCGACGUAAAAGGAUUUGAAACCUGUCACAAAAAGGGAAUUGUAGGAAAGCAUUUGGGAUUGUACAUACAGCUAAUUGACGCGGUUAUUGGUAUUUUCGAUGGAUAGCAGUGCCAACCAUGGCAAAUGGACAACCACAAUUCAUUUAUUAUCAUUUAGUCUACUUUUGUCAGAGCUUAAUGAUGCAAAAGCUAAAACAUGGUAAAAUGCCAAACCUGACGGCGGCGUCGUGCAAACUAUUGCUUCUUCAUUUCAUUUUUACUUGGCAGAAAAGUAACGUAGAAAAGAAAAAAUUGGUAAUGCAAUAUCGUUUUAUUUAUCACUCAGGAAACUCCAGCCGAGACUGUUGUCACGCUCAUGGACGGCAAGGCUAAACCAACCGAUAUUCUUAAGGAAAGCACAGACAUGACUCCUCUUAAUGGCCCAACCAAAGAACGUGAGAAGGAUCCACCAAAGGCACCAGAAGCACCACCAGCUGCCAAGACCCAUUGGAUCGAUUACGUCGCUCGUAUUCUUUUCCCCAUUGUCUACUUCUCCUUUGUAACAUUCUAUUGGAUAUACUACAUUAACCAUCCUGAGUCAGCCAUGGGUGGAGUUACUGAGUGAUGCUCAGUCAGUACCUUGUCGGAAGUUGACUUAAAGUUUGUGAGCGUAUUGUAAACUACAUAUGGUGUUGUAGCUUUUCUUCUUUCGCUAUAGCUCAUAUUAAUUCUUUUAGCUGGACUCCGUCACAUGAGAAAAGUGCUUAAUAAUUUAUAAAAAAGCAAAAAUCAAAAAGAGCUCUCAAAAUAUUAGUUCUAACUUCUCUUCAGCCUCAAAUUGAUUACUAAAAGUAAUGUGUUAAAUACUAAGCUCAAGGUGAAUUUUCACGUUGAUAUGUGUUUGCAAGGGUGGACUAAAAUCACUGGAAAAGAGGGUUAUUUGAGGGAGUACGGUCAUCUUAUCGGUGCGUAAUUCAGACUCAUCUUUGGAGGCAAGUAUAAAAGUAGUGGUAUGGUCUUUUUUAAUAAUUUUGGGAAAAUUUUGUUUCAUAAUAUGCAUAUCAAAAGCUGCUUUACGAAGAGGAAAUCUGUCUUGCUCUAAGCAAUUAUCCCAAGAAAUUACUUUAGCUGCUCUGUUGUAUUUUUCGAGAACUUGAAUUCUCCUUGGGGUCGUAGAAACAAAAUAAAACAGAAAAGGUCAGCUAAGUCGCGUUUUGUAACUGUGCAGCGCGCGCCCUCCUUAAGAAUGAAUACGCGUUUUAUUUUGGUUCAAAUAUGAUUUCGAAAUUACGACUUAGAGUUCAUAAUGAUGAAUAAAUAGCGGAAACGUUUGGUUAGGUGGAAUGGGAAUACACUUGGCCCUCAUCUAGUGAGAGAGCCUGUCAGUAAGACGCCUUACUUUUUUCGAUGCAAAAUCCUUACGACUAGAGUUUAAGUCAGAAUAACGACGGAUUAAUUUAUCAGCUGUUAAAAAAAUGAGAUGUUUAUAUUAAUGGGAGCAUAAUAUUAGAACUAGAACACAACCUAUUUCACUUAGCUUAUGUAACAGAACACCUACAGUAGUUACAUGACGGUUCCAGAUUCUAAUAAUUUGGUAAACUAAUUUUUUUCGCGGUCUAUCGAAAGGGAAAAAACACCCACACAAAGACAAACAAGAGUGAAAAACUUGUAGAUGCAGCGCGGUAUGUUUUCCUUACCAGAAAAUAAUUUAUCAUUUGAUCACAAGCCUCAGAGGUAGCUAACUCAUUCCAUGGAAUGUUCAUUUAUAGUACAGCAGAAUGAUGUCCGGUCGAUUGCUAAUUUAAGAGACAAGAAAUACAAAUCGAGCAUUUAUAAUUAGUGUAGUGGAUGUUUUCACAUCUUGUCCUUGUUCUGCAAAUAGCACGCGCCACUUUAAAAAGAGAGAUAGAAAAAGACAGAGUCUGAGUUAGUGUCAAAUUUGGUAUUUAAUUUAAGUAUAAUUUAUCAAAAUGAAUCUUUUUAAAAUAUACACGACCGCGAUAAUAUUAUUAUUAAACGUUAAACGUAUUGAAUUCGUGGCAAUUAUUACAGAUGUUAAGCUUACAACUUGCAAUAAGCGUCAUUGUAAAACAUUUCCAAACAAUUGUUUAAUGAUUUCAA
Molecule: messenger RNA, 10106 nt
Organism: Pocillopora meandrina
Lineage: Eukaryota; Metazoa; Cnidaria; Anthozoa; Scleractinia; Pocilloporidae
Source: the annotation of a GenBank genome assembly